Molecule: messenger RNA, 675 nt
Organism: Raphanus sativus (radish)
Lineage: Eukaryota; Viridiplantae; Streptophyta; Magnoliopsida; Brassicales; Brassicaceae
Exons: 1
Coding region: 83-475 (130 amino acids)
Source: RefSeq, a predicted model, not a curated record
CAACAACAACAACAAAAAGUGAAAAACAACUCAGCCACUUUUUUAACAAGAAAAAAAGAGGAGAACGUAUUGUAUUCUUGGCAUGGCAAAGAGCAAAGACGGUUCGCUACUAAACCGGCUGAGACAAGCCGUAAAUAAAGUGAAAUUCGUGUUAAGUUUCAAGAUAAAUAGCCUCUGGGGUCUCGUACCAAUGUUUGGUUCUUCUUCUUCUUCCUCAUCUUUUCGGUUCAGUUUCAACGAUAGACAAGGUUUAGCAGCGGCUUGUGCCGAGGAUACCGAACCGGACUCAGCCAGUUCUUCAAGAGGAGCAUUGUAUAGAGCCGGGAGUUAUGAUCCAUCUUCAGACGAAGAUAUUGACAACAAAGCUGAGAUGUUCAUAGCUAACUUCUACAAGCAGCUUAAGAUUGAGAGACAAAUCUCUUUGGAACUUAAAUACUUGGGUAAUAAUCAGAGUUUCAACUAUAGGUCACCUUAGUUUCUAUACUUUUAUUUAUUCAUUCGUUCAUUUGUUGUAAUUAUAAGAUCCUUAAAAAAUUUCAUUGGGUCUUGGUUAAUGAUGGGGCCUGCUAUUUUUUUCGUGGUUAGGCUUCACGUAUAAUCAUGACAUUUUAUAACGUUGAAUGUAAUGAUCACAUAAGAGAAAUUGUGAUGGUGUAAUUAAUGUCAUUUUGAAUA